Molecule: messenger RNA, 6960 nt
Organism: Cladocopium goreaui
Lineage: Eukaryota; Dinophyceae; Suessiales; Symbiodiniaceae
Source: the annotation of a GenBank genome assembly
AUGCUGGACGAUAACAAGAAGAUCGGAAUCGGUCUUUGUGGCAUCGGCGUGUUGUGCGUCACCUUGGGUAUUUUUUUGCUCUUCGACCGCACGCUGCUGGCCCUUGGCAAUGUAGCCUUUCUCUUUGGACUAGCCCUACUUCUUGGUCCCUUCAAGGCCUUCAAAUUCUUCUUCCGAAAGGAAAAGUGGAAGGGCACUACAGGGUACUUCUUGGGCAUUGCGAUCAUCAUUGUGGGCUGGCCGUUCUUCGGCUUUCUCACCGAGAUGUACGGCAUUUGGAAGCUUUUUGCAGCCUUUUUGCCGAAUGUGCUAGCUUCCUUGAAGAUGACGGUGCCAGGUGCAGCAACGGUGCUCAACAUGUGGGAUCAAACGCGACCGCUGAUUGGCUUUGUCCCGAACAGCAAGGAGGAAAAGUCUGGCGAAAAGCCUGUGAUGCGCUGUGUGGUACAGCCACCGUUGCCCGAGGCGAUCCAGAAGUCUGCAGCGAUACCAGCAGCCGACCCACGGAAGUUUGUCAGUGUCCGCGAGGCGAAGUUUCUGUUCGGAAUGAGGGAAUCGUUGAUGGAGGAUGUUGAACGGCAAGCUGAGUACCUACCGGUAGUUUAUGCGAAGAAGCCCCCCAAAAGUCGGAGCGGCGUACGCCCAAGGCGGAUGAUGCGGGCCAAACAGGCCGAGAAGGGGGAAGCCAUUGGAGCUUCAGAGACGCGCCGUGCCUUGCCGUUGAUGGCUUUCCCUAAUGGCAAGCUUGGAAGUUCCACCAGCAUCGUAAGGGCCUCGGGUACCGGCUCAUGGUUGCGAGGGGCCAAGGUGGGUGGAGGAGGCUUGGAACUUCCACAUACGUCCGCCAUCGGCUGCUCAGAAGGUGAUGGUGACUGUUCUGGGGCAAUUGUCAGCCCGACGUUUGACAGAGAUGUUCCACAUGUCCUGCAGGAUGCGGAGGGGGCGGCGGCCAAAGAGGCGAAAGAGGCGAAAGCAGGGCCAUUGGGUGAGCCCAAAGAGCCCAAGGCCAGCCAUGGGCGGCCUCCGCUGCCAAAAAGAAGCAAGGAUGAGGUCGCAGCCAGUUCAGCGGCUAAGCAUCAACCCCUUCUAGAUGCAAAGGUGGAGAACGAGGAUGUAGAGGAGGCCAUGGCCGAAGCCAUCGCCAGUCCCAAGAAAGGCCAUAGCCACAGCAGCCAUAGCAGCCAUAGCAUCCCCAGCCAGCCUAUUGAGGUGUCACAGGUCUCACAGGCUCCUAAGGUCGAACCUGAAGGACUUGCUGAAGAAGAAAUUGCCCAAAUCGCAAUUGCAUGUCGCAUGGGGGAAAUAGAAGUGGUGAAAGCCUUUGUUGAAAAGGCAGCUGCUGAAGCCAAGAGCCAUGAAUCUGCACACUUGGAAGGUCGACUUCCAUGUGAAGCUUUGUUAGAUGAGUAUGGUGAAUCCUUGUUGCAUCAUGCAGCUCAUGGAGGUCAUGGUGAGAUCGUGCGGAUUUUGUUGGAACUGGGCCAGGUGCAGCCAGAUAUCCCCAACGCCCGCAAUGAAACCGCCCUGUCCGUGGCCUGCCGAAAGGCAGAUGAAGCGGUGGCUUUGGAGCUGCUCAAGGCAGCGGCCAAUCCCAAUCGCUGCGCUUCAGAUGGUCUCACUCCUUUUUUGGCAGCGGUACUUGGCUCUGCCUCCCUGAUUUUUGCAGAAGAUGACGCCUCUGACAACCUUUUGGAUGCGUUGCUGCAGAUGAAAGCUGAUGUGAAUGCCCAAGACCACCGUGGAGUUGGAGCAUUGCAUUCUUUAGCCCUGAGCGGUAAUAUGCAGCUCAUGAAAUGGCUGAUGACACAUUCUGCAGAUCUCGAUUUGCAGACAGAACAUGGCACAACUGCCCUGAUGCUGGCGUCAAAGAGAGGUUCUGAGGAGGGCGUCGCAAUGCUUCUUGCGGCCCGAGCCAAUCCGAAUCUCUCGAACAAAGCUGGCAGCACGGCACUGGUGCAGGCCUUUGCAUCAAAUAUGAAUGUAGCGUUUUUGCUCAUGGAAAAUGGCGCUUCAGUUGACAUCGUAGAUUCAGCUGGUCGAAGCGCACUGUUCCACGCAGUGAUUAGUGGAGAAGAGGCUGCCAUUGAGGCUGUGAUUCGGAGAGGUGGCAGGGUGAACAUUCUGGAUGAGGACUCCCGAACUCCACUCUACCAGGCGUGCUUAAUGGGUUCUUUGCCCAUGGCCAAGAUGCUGUUGGCCGCCGACGCCGACCCAAAUCUGGCGGGCCGUGGUUCAUCUCUGCGGCCGCAGGCUGAGGAGGAGAUGGAGGAUGGUGCGGCGAAGGUUUUGCUGGAGGAGGCCCGCACCUGCGUACAGGUGAGUGCUAUGUUGGCUCAAAACGAGCUGCUACUGUGCCUCCUGGACCACCAUGCGGACAUCAACUCGGCUCCAGGCACCUUGGGAUGGAGUGCUUUGCAUCUAUGCGCCCUGGUGAACAAUGAGGAGGGCGCUGAAAAGUUGUUGGCCCAUGGUGCUGCCAUUUGUGAAGAUGUGGAGGGGAACACCGCCAAAAUGUUGGCGGAACGUGCAGGGCAUCACGGCUUAGUGGAGCUGCUGAGGGAUCGCUCUGCGGCCCCAGCAGAUCUGAAGGGCCAACUGCCACCCUUGGGUCGUCCAGGGGCGGAGGAGGCGCCGGAGGAUGCCCCAGAGGAGCCCUUGGAGUAUUUCAAAGAUGAGUGGGAGGCCAAUGUCUCGAGACCCGCCAACGACUCACUUCUGGAUAGCAGACGCUUUGCCGGACUUGGCGCUUCCGCUGGUGACCUGGUGCAAGCGGUGAGUCAAGCCACGUGCAUGGCCACGCGGGACAAGAUGCCCAAGGUGUUUCUAGCAUCCCUUUCACUGCUAGAUGAGCUGCUGAGCGACAGUCGUGUGGAUGAGAUUGGCCCAGAAGAUUUCCUGGCACUGCUGCAGACAGAGGAGGGCAACAUGAUCAGCCUACUCUUAGAUCAAACUGAUGUGGGUGGCGGAUCCAGCAAUUCAACGUCUCCCCAGCAGGCGGCAGCAGGUGCCCUGUGCUCCUGCGUGUUGCAUGGCCGGAUCUCGUUGGACGACGUUGCUUUGCCCUUGAUGCUGCGUAUGGACCAGCGGCUGUGUGCACUGGCCAUGGCCACGGCAAAGCGAGAAAAGGAGCUUUCAUCCAAGACUCCAGUGGCUGCCAAAUGUCUUGCCUCCAAUUUGAAAUUGGUGGGUCGAAUCAUCGCCAGCUUUGGCUUGCAACAGUCGGGCCUCUUCCGGCGAGCCUUGGUGCUGCCUUUGCUGCUGAGGGCAUCUGCCUGUGAGCAUUCCAAAGUCAGGGCAGCGGCUGGUGAUUGUCUACUUCAACUGCUGGGCCUCAGUGGAGGAAUCGAGGAGCGUGUUUUCAGCUUGCUGCCAGGGAAGGCGCAGAAACGUCUGCAGAGCUUGGCCGCAGGACAGGAAGGCGUUCCCUUACUCAGUGCUGUGGCCUGCGAUGAGGAUGCCAUGAGCAAGGAGGACAUCGUGGCUGAGGAUGGUCGAGCUGCUGAUUUGUGGUGUGUCUCUGAACUGAACGGCACAGUGUGGGCAUCACUUCAAGCAGGCCGCGGGGUGGAAGCAGCUGAGUCUCCUAAAGCUUCCGCCGCAGUGGGAUCCAUGGCUUCGCUGCAAUCGCUGCAAUCCCUGGACGAUGCGGCAGCUUUGGACGGCCUUGCCAGCAAGAAUUGGAAGCGGCGAGCUGAAUGCAUCAGUAAACUCUUCACUGAUUUGGCCACGGCCAGUGAGGGAGUGAAGUUGUUGAAAGACUCCGACGAAGAUGGCGGACCCUUGUUGUCCCAGUAUGUCCUUGGAGACUUGCGCAUCUCCAUGCUGCAGUCACAACUCUCUACCUUGCUGGUCGACACCGUGACGGCAGUUUUUGUCAAUGCAGCUGAUUUGUUGUGUCUGAUUUGCAGCCAGGUCCCUUUAUACAUCGCACCUCUCUUCUUGGAGCCUUUGCUCCCAGCCCUCUUCGGCCGCUUGCUGGACACCAGCCAAAAGGUUCGGCAGAAAACCGCUGAAACCACCUUGGAGGUUUGCAGCCUGCAUAGCUCCGCCUUGAGCGAAAUGGUGGCACAGUGUGUCUCCAGCAGCAGUGCAUGGACCUCUUCUGACCGCAGUGGCACAGAUCGAAGCACUGGACCGCGACUACAGCUGUUGGGUCAGAUGGUGAAACGGAUGCAUGAUCGUGACUCAGCCAAAGUUUGGUCAGAUGAGACUUGGAGCACCUUAGCAGAUUAUGCCUUGAAAGCAUCUGAGAACAAGAGCGCAGAGGUCCGCAAAGAAGCUUCAAACCUCCUGGAAAACAUGGCAGCAGUAGGCGGUCGUGCCAGUGAAAUCGCGGAUCAAGCAGCAACUCAGAUCAAAGCCAUGGCAGAAGAAAGGGCCAAACAAAAGAUGAGGCCAGGCACAGGAGUGAGACCUCUGACGGGACGUCUUGGAACUGGUGGUUCCAGGCCCAGCACUGGCGCUCUGGGGGGUACUGGGCGGUUAUCCACUGGUGGCUUCAAUCGAUCUGGCAGCUUUAGACCAGGCACUGGCCGACCCGGAACCAGCCUCAGCCGAAGUGGCACCAUGACGUUGGAAGAGGAAAGUGACAACUCCCUUCAUUCGGACGCGGAGAUUGAAGCUGGGGAGGAUGGAGUCAAGUUCUUUGAUGUCAAGAACGCCUGCGGUGGAGCAGAUGAAGUGCCCGAGCUGGCGGAAGGUGAAGCAGCAUUGAAGGAGGCCUUGCCUUUAGCAGAGGCUUUGGAUGAAGUGGCCUUGGACUUUGUCGCCCCGUUGAUUGCGCUUUUUGGUGAGGGUGGGAACCUUCCUGAACAGGACGUGAGUGAUGCCCCACUCGCGGAACUAUUGGAUGGCUGCAUGCGCGCCGUCCAUGAGGGGCUGGGGGACCAAAAUGUGCGAGUCUAUGCGGCCAUCGUUCCUUCCUUCUGUGGAACCGUGGACGGUCGUCUGCUGGUGGCCCAUUUGGCCCCCUUGCUACGUCAGCUUUGCGCUCGCAUGGGCGAUUCCAAAGAGGUGGUACGGACGCAGACCACACAGGCCAUGUUUCGGUUGCUGAGCCCACCCACAGGAAACAUUGUGAGCCCAGUGGCCAUUGCCAUGCUGAUUCUACGGCACCUGAUGCCAAGCAAGGAAGAGGGCGACUCACCCUUGGCAUCCGUCAGUAAGGGUGCCACUGGGAAAGGAGCUGUGACGGGAUGGUUAUGUCGCCUCAGUGCCCUACGGCAGCUGUGUAAAGAAUACCCCAAGAUGAUUGUGCAACAGCCCGGCAGUUCCAAUCCAGGGGAAUGGCUCCGACUUUCGGAUGGUCUGAAACAUGCAGAUCCAUCUGUGAGACAUCAAGCUGUUCGCCUUUAUACCUUGGUUUGCAAGAUGCAUUUGAGAUCUUUAGGUGACGAAGAAUCCCAGCGUCCUGCUCGGGAGACCUGGGUGGCCAGCCUGCCAAAGGAUGUGCCGGUGAAGUCCAUCGGACAGGUUCGGAGGUAUUUGAAGCUGCCGGAAGUGGUGCCUGAGGAGAGUCCUGAAGUCAAGAGGUCGCUGGGUAUGACUGGGAUGACCAUUGCAUGCAUCCCUUGGGACGUCCCAAGCAGUUUGGCUGAUUGGGCUGGUUGCAGUAGUGAGAUUUUGGGAGUGUUGUCGGCUCCAAGAAGGGGCGAUGAAAAGCAUGUGAUUGCAGCAUUGAAGGCCCUUGGCAAGGGCAACUGUGGAAGUUCAGGAAGUUUGGACGAGGCAUUUUCCAACAUUUGCAGGGCAAUUCAACAGGCUUUGGCUGCACCAACCGGCGCAGAUCGCUAUGUUUUCCUUUGUGCUGUAGAGCUGUGCCAGUCAUCAGUGCAGCAGUUGGGCACUUCCCUGUCAGGGCUUGACCUCAACAUGGCACUUGGGAAAGUGUUCCCCACCUUGCUGGAGAGGACAGCCUUGUCCAGUUUGGCUGGUGAUGUGAAGGUCGGGGUGGCUUCAGAUAAGUUGGUGCAACAGCUGGCCAAACAUCCAAAGGUAGGAUGUGAGGCUGUCACCAAGAUGGUCAUUGCUUCCAUCUCCAGAUCUGAACAUCCUGUGAGGCAACUGGUGCUGUUGCGGACCUUACUCAGUGACUUUGGCUUGAGACUCUGUGCUCAGAAGGAUGUAGUGGCACUGCUGCUUUCAGCCCUGGGGGGCCAACUGGAACGAGUCCAUGAAGCCAGCAAGGAGGCAGGUGAGGCCAUCAGACCCCAACUCAUUGGAGUUCUGGCCACCUGCAAACAAUUCUCCAAUGAAACGGUCCGAUUUUGCCUCAGUGAAGUGGACACCUCCCAGCGGAAGUUGUUGUGCGCCGCCUUGGCUGAGGCCCCAGACCCGCAGCUGAUGGCCCUAGGUGCCACCGCAGCAGAGCAGGAGAGCGCCGGCCGGGCCUUUGCGGUGGGCAGCGCCAUCCGCGCUGCGUCCCGGAGCCGUGGCAUGUCGCCGUUGUCGGAGCCUGGGGAGAAGCCGCGGCCAGCGGUGCUGUCCAGACACACCAGCAGGUCCAAUCUGGGGAAACCUCCUGAGGCACCCAGUUUGCGAAGAUCGGAUUCCCAGAAAACCGACAAAAGCGACAAAACAGAAAAGUUGGAGAAAACGGAGGAACCUUUGACCAGAGAAGCAUCCCCAAGGUCAACAAGCACCAGACGAAGAAGAAGAAUUGAUUGUUCACCUCAACAACCUCCCAGAGGGCCCAGGAGUUUGACGUUAAAUCAAGGCGGAGUCUUGUCGGAGGCUUCAACCGCGGCCUCCACGGACUUUCCCUCGGAGUCACCUCGGAAAUUCGGCAGCAGCCGGACCACAGCGAGCACGCCCAACCUCAAUAAGAGUCUGGAAGGGUCCCCUCGACCGUGGCCUAGUGCAAAGCCACCGGCUCCCAUGAGCCUAUCUACUGCAUUGAAGGGUGACUCGGCUUCUUGGAGAUUUCGAGAUGAAUCCAAGGGCGAGGACGCAGCGAAAUAA